This is a messenger RNA of Cannabis sativa, 1437 nucleotides long. RefSeq lists its product as uncharacterized. The record is from RefSeq and is a predicted model, not a curated record. Lineage: Eukaryota; Viridiplantae; Streptophyta; Magnoliopsida; Rosales; Cannabaceae. The coding region runs from base 1 to 1437 and encodes 478 amino acids. The transcript is spliced from 3 exons.
AUGGUCCAAUCUUCACUCCAGUUUGGGAGAUUGCCAUCAGAAGACCCAAACAUGCACCUCUUCAACUUCGAAGAGCUUUGCCAGACAUUCAAGAUGAACGGAGUUAGCGAUGACGCCAUCAGGCUGAGGCUGUUCCCAUUCUCACUAAGGGAGCGAGCCAAGACCUGGGAGAGAUUCAAGGAUUUAUUGAGGAAGUGUCCAAACCAUGGGAUUGGAAGGUGGUUACAAGUGCGUAACUUCUAUACUCGAUUAAUGAGUAACAGCCAAACAUUGAUAGAUGUCGCAGCUGGUGGGACUUUUACGAGAAAAAGUACUAAUGAGGCCUUUGAAUUACUUGAAGAGAUGGCCAUAACUAAUCAACAAUGGUCAACAGAGAGAGGUCCAACUAAAAAGGUUGUGGGAAUUCAUGAAGUUGAUGCAAUAACCAAGUUGACAACCCAGGUAGAGGCAUUGACAAAGCUGUUGGUUGCUCAAAACACUAACAGAGCUCAAGAUAACUUGCCUAGCACUACUGAAGUAAAUCCAAAGGAGAACUGUAAUGCAAUUACCUUGAGAAGUGGUGAGACCUAUGCUGGGCAAAACAAAGACAAGCUUAAGGAGGAAGAUGAUGUAGAGACAACAGCGACACAACUAAAGGAGAAGACUACUGAUGGUCUUCCACAAAAAGGAACUCCACCUCCCAUCAGCAUUGACCAUCACAUUAAAAUUCACUAUCCUCAAAGACUUCACAAGAACAAGAUGGAUAAGCAGUUUUCAAAAUACCUUGAAAUAUUCAAGAAACUACAUAUCAACAUCCCAUUCAUAGAGGCUUUGAAACAGAUGCCAACUAACCUGAAGUUCCUGAAAGAUAUUCUAUCCAAUAAAAGGAAGUUAGAAGAAUUUGAGAUGGUGGCACUUACUGAAGAGUGUAGCACAGUCUUGCAAAUGAAACUACCACCCAAGCUAAAAGGUCCGGGUAGUUUCAACAUCCCAUGUUCAAUAGGGGGUUCAAUACAAACAAAAGCUGUAUGUGAUAUGGGAGUCAGUAUCAACUUAAUGCCCCUAUCUAUGUUCAAAAGAUUAAAAUUAGGAGAAGCCAAGCCCACAACAAUCACUUUACACAUGGUAGAUCGUUCUUUGACUCAUCCUCGGGGUAUGAUUGAAGAUAUUUUGGUAAAGGUUGGUAAGUUCAUCUUCCCUGCUGAUUUCCUUGACAUGGAAGAAGAUGAGAAUAUUCCUAUCAUUUUGGGGAGACCAUUCCUAGCAACGGGGAGAGCAUUAAUAGAUGUGCAGAAGGGGGAGUUAAAGUUGUGUGUUCAAAAAGAAGAAGAAACUUUCAAGGUAUUUGUCGCAACUGAAAUCCUUACUUGUUGUCGAAUGGAAGUUGUAAAGGAUGGUCGAGAAAUCACUACUAACAAGAAGAAAGGGAAGUCUAAAGAACACUUUCGAACUUUUUGA